Messenger RNA from Lates calcarifer (barramundi perch), 2616 nucleotides. It is a transcript of the gene pdk2a, whose product is annotated as pyruvate dehydrogenase kinase 2a. The transcript is spliced from 11 exons. Gene Ontology annotation, molecular function: pyruvate dehydrogenase (acetyl-transferring) kinase activity. Gene Ontology annotation, cellular component: mitochondrion. Lineage: Eukaryota; Metazoa; Chordata; Actinopteri; Centropomidae. Gene Ontology annotation, biological process: regulation of glucose metabolic process; protein phosphorylation. The record is from RefSeq and is a predicted model, not a curated record. The coding region runs from base 105 to 1334 and encodes 409 amino acids.
CUUGUUUUCAUACAGGUUCGGUCAGUCGGAGGAGUUGGGCUGUAGCCUAGCAUUGGUCAGUAUUGUGCUCACAGAGAAAAGCCAGAACCUUCUUCACAGCAAUAAUGAAGUUCGUUAGGUUUAUAAUGAAAAACGCAGCCUUGGCCAGUGUGCCCAAACACAUCGAGCAUUUCUCUAAAUUCUCUCCCUCGCCGCUGUCCAUGAAGCAAUUUCUCGAUUUCGGUUCCAUCAACGCCUGUGAGAAGACAUCCUUUGUCUUUUUGAGACAAGAACUCCCUGUAAGACUUUCAAACAUAAUGAAGGAAAUUAACCUCUUGCCUGAUAAACUGCUCACAACCCCAUCUGUGCAAAUGGUGCAGAGCUGGUACAUCCAGAGUCUAAUGGAGAUCCUUGAAUUCCUUGACAAGAAUCCAGAUGAUCACAAAAUCCUGGGAGAGUUUGUUGACGCCUUAGUUACCAUCAGAAACAGGCACAAUGAUGUAGUGCCCACCAUGGCCCAGGGCAUCAUAGAAUACAAAGAGGCCUUCCCCCAGGACCCCGUAACCAACCAGAACAUCCAGUACUUUCUGGACCGCUUCUACAUGAGCCGCAUCUCCAUUCGUAUGCUCAUCAACCAGCACACUCUUAUUUUUGAUGGCACUGCCAACCCUGUGCACCCCAACACCAUUGGCAGCAUUGACCCUCACUGUCAAGUCGGAGAUGUAGUCCAGGAUGCCUUUCACAGCGCCAAGAUGCUGUGUGACCAGUACUAUCUCCGUUCCCCUGACCUGAUACUACAGGAGAUGAGCAGCAAGAAGAAGAACCAUUCAAUAAGCAUUGUAUAUGUGCCUUCUCACCUCUAUCACAUGCUGUUUGAGCUUUUCAAGAAUGCUAUGAGGGCCACCAUUGAGACCCAUGAGAGCAGCAACAACCUCCCACCCAUUCGAGUCAUGGUGUCUCUGGGAGGAGAGGACAUGUCGAUUAAGGUGAGUGACAAAGGUGGUGGUGUCCCAUUUCGGAGGAUCGAGAACCUUUUCAGCUACAUGUACUCCACUGCUCCUGCUCCACAGAUUGGAGACCACACACGGCCUCCACUGGCUGGCUUUGGCUACGGUCUGCCCAUCUCUCGUCUCUACGCCAAGUACUUCCAGGGGGACCUGCAGCUCUACUCCAUGGAGGGCCACGGCACAGACGCUGUCAUCUACUUGAAGGCGCUGUCCACAGACUCCAUUGAGAGGCUGCCGGUAUACAACAAAACUGCUCUGAAGAACUACAAAGUGAGCCAAGAGGCAGAUGACUGGUGCAUACCCAGUAAAGAGCCUCUAGAUCUGAGCAACUAUAAGGUGGCCAAGUGAAAAUGUCCCCCAGGUCUGGUGCUUCAAGCCUACAUGCCAUGAAGCCUCCAGAAUAUCUGUCUUCAUAUUCCCAUGUCAUCAUCUGCCAAGGCAGAUGGAUACAGUCUGGUUUUAGCAGUAGCAUGUUCAUGUUGUUUUCAGUCCCUGUUGUCUCUCUGGGUUCUUCAUAAGAAAAUAGACAAAUAGGAAACAGCUACUAACAGAAUACUUGUCACAGUCACCUCUGAGACUGCGAGCAGCUCCAAUAUUGCUAAAAACACCAACAGUGAGUGUGUGUGUGGACGUGGAGCCCAGAGUCAUGUGCAGCUAGAGAGAGAGAGAGAGAGAGAGAGGCAGCACCCAGCAUGUUAUGGGAGUAAAAAAAGUGUGAAUACGAGUGGACUGAUGAAGAGUAACAGAGGAGGGUUUAAGUUUUCCAGUUUAAGACAUUAUACAUGUAAUAAGGUUUUACAGCAGAGGGGCAUAUAGAGGCAUUUAAUAAAACAGAUGGAACCUGUUGUUGAACAGUUGGAGGAGAACCAGAUCCAGUCUUCUGUAGGAAAUGUCAACCAAGCCUUACAGUAGCAACUUCACCCAAAGGCUCUUUUCUUUGAAAUUACUUGAACUAUUUAAACUAAUACUCUUGUUGCACCUUGUUAAAUUCUAAGUACUGUAAUACUAUUGAAUCUGUAGAUUUGAACAAAUGUAUGACUUUGAAGUUGAGUGGUUUUAUGCUUUUCUGCAUGGGUAUGUGUUCAGGCUUUUGAUAUUUCAGUCUUUAAAAAAUUGAUCUCAGUAUUUACAUUCACUGGUAAGAUACAGUGUUAUCUUAACGUCAUUUUUUUGGACCAUGCUGAAUCUAAUCCACACUUCUGUGCAUUAAUUACAGAGAUGAAGAGUGUUAUAUGAUAGAAACAACAGCAGUAUAAGGCCCAAGUUCUCUACAACUACAACUUUUGCAGCCAGAGCAUGCAUUGCAGACCGGCCUGGAGUUUUAAUGCUGUUAGCAGAUUUCAAUGGAAACUAGUGUUAUUAAACCCCAGAAGGCAGCUCAUGUCAUGUUUGAGUUCUGAACCAGUCUGUGAUCCAAAAAAGCAAGGCCAUUCUCAGAUCAUUUAUUACACUGUGCCAUAUGAGGACAAAAGGCCCGGGGUCCAUAUGUGUUGAACAUGAACAGUUUUCUUUUGUAUUAUAUUUAUCUUAAUCAUACAGUAUGUGAAAGGUUAUUUUUAUAGCUACACUUUUGUGAAUGAUUGUAAAUACUGUAAAUACAAUCCAGAUAUUAAAAAAGUUCAGUAUAAAA